This is a messenger RNA of Engraulis encrasicolus (European anchovy), 1369 nucleotides long. RefSeq lists its product as uncharacterized. The coding region runs from base 90 to 1361 and encodes 423 amino acids. The record is from RefSeq and is a predicted model, not a curated record. The transcript has 3 exons. NCBI's taxonomy places the organism in Eukaryota, Metazoa, Chordata, Actinopteri, Clupeiformes, Engraulidae.
UCCGAUUAGGUGCCCUGCGCCCUAGAAUUCGAAAUAGAAUAGCCGGUCGUUGUAAAAACCGUUUUUAGAUAAACAAACGCUUAUCCGUAAUGGAGAUCCAAAACAUCGUCGUUUUGUCAAUUUUACUUUUUAUUUAUUUUUUACUCAACAAAAACAAUAAUGCGUUGGUGUUGCUGGGAGCGAUGCGGAGGAGGCGGCGGCAGAGAGACGCGGAGAUAUUAGAAGUGCUGCGACUGGAUCAUCCCAUUCAUUUCCUUGGCCUUCCUGUCCCUCCCUUUAACACCCGAAAAAUUUGGAUGAAGGUCCGUAGCAGAGAUUGGUGGAAUAGGAUAGUGCUGCAGGAAUUUACGGACGAAGACUGGAAGUCCAAUUUCAGGGUGUCACGGAGGUCUUUCGUGAAACUAUGUGGAUUAACAGAAAGUUUCAUGUCUCCAAAUGCAGUGACCGUCAGGGAAGCCAUCCCCUUACAGAUGCGCGUUGCUAUAGUAUUAUAUCGUCUGGGGAGUUCGGGGGAAUAUCGGAUGGUAGCAAAUCAAUUCGGUGUGCAUAAAUGCACUGUGAAAAAAUUUGUGUAUAUGUUCUGCAACGGCAUGUUGAACGGCCCUCUGAGAGAACUAAUUAAAAUGCCAAAGGAGGAGGAAGCAAUCGAGAUAGCCAGGAGAUUUGAAGCCGCCCAUGGGAUCCCUCAAAUUAUAGGACUGAUAGACGGCACCCAUAUCCCUGUGCUGCCUCCAUCAAAUGGAUACAGGGACUUCGUGAACAGGAAAGGCUGGCCGUCCUACGUCCUGCAGGCUGUCGUGGAUGACAGAUGUUGUUUUAGACACAUAAGCUGCAAGAUGCCGGGCAGUGCUCAUGACGCCAAUGUUUUGAAACAGUCUGACCUUUUCAAGAUGGCUCAUCUGUUACCAAGAGGAGUGAAGGACAUCGAGGGAGAGAUGGUGCCAGUCCAGAUUGUUGGUGACCCUGCAUACCCCAUCCUUGAUUGGCUCAUCAAGGGCUACAUUAACUCCCCAAAUUUAACACCUGAGCAAGAGUCCUUUAAUGUAUACCUGAGUUCUGUCCGAGUGGGAGUUGAGAGGACUUUUGGCAUCUUGAAGUCAAGAUGGAGGGUUCUCCUGAAGCGCAGUGACUUCCACUAUAAAUUUGCACCAAAGGUCAUCGCUACUUGCUGUGCCCUGCACAAUUUUUGUCAAGAGGAAAAUGACUUUCCAUGUUCCAAUUGGACAGAAGACAACGAGGGUUUAUACCCUCAACCCCGAAGAGUCAUCUGCCAUGAUGAUGUCCCUAAUUCAAAUCCAAGGGAGGCACUGACCAGGUAUAUGGCUGCGCGUUUCCCCCUACGGCGCGGGCAUUACCGUUAACUAAAACU